AUGUCUCUUCCUGGCUCCCCUUAUGUCGCAUACGCUUUCGAGAUACUCUACUCCAAGUUACAUAGAAUCAGACCUCCUUUAUCUCUAUCAUCCUUCAAAUCAUGCUAUGGAGUGCCUAUCUCCCACAGAACAGAAAAGCAUCCAUUGUUCGUUACUUGGAACAUCAUAGUGGGCUCAGAAAAGGAGCUCCGUGGGUGUAUUGGGACAUUUUCUCCCAUGGAAAUCCAGUCAGGAAUUAAAGAGUUUGCGUUGACUGCCGCUUUUCAAGACAACAGAUUCGACCCCAUUGAGCUCGAAGAACUUGAGGAAUUGAGUUGUGAUAUUACCUUGUUGAAAGAUUUUGAAAAAGUCGAAGACAUAUGGGAUUGGGAUCUCGGGACCCAUGGGAUAAGAAUCUCGUUCACUUAUCAUAAUCGUCUUAGAAGCGCCACUUUUUUACCUGAUGUGGCGGUAGAACAAAAUUGGGAUAAAGAAACCACCAUGAGAUAUUUGGUGGCCAAAGGUGGGGGACCUCGGUCAAUCACCGAUUUUGGCAAGUUGGAUAUUAGUUUGACGAGAUAUAAAGGGGAGAAAUCGCACAUUACUUAUUCUGAGUUUAAGGAAAUCAGGAAGAGGGCGGUGAGUCAUUGA
Saccharomycopsis crataegensis is the source of this 630-nucleotide messenger RNA. RefSeq lists its product as uncharacterized. The transcript has a single exon. The record is from RefSeq and is a predicted model, not a curated record. The coding region runs from base 1 to 630 and encodes 209 amino acids. NCBI's taxonomy places the organism in Eukaryota, Fungi, Ascomycota, Saccharomycetes, Ascoideales, Saccharomycopsidaceae.